Molecule: messenger RNA, 540 nt
Organism: Arabidopsis lyrata subsp. lyrata
Lineage: Eukaryota; Viridiplantae; Streptophyta; Magnoliopsida; Brassicales; Brassicaceae
Exons: 2
Coding region: 1-540 (179 amino acids)
Source: RefSeq, a predicted model, not a curated record
AUGGAAAACGAAGAAGUAGCCCCCAUCGCUCCCGGCAGUCCACUCUUCUUAUCCGGUGACGGCUUUGAACCGGCCGGCGUUCUCUUUCCUCACGCCGUCUUUCACUUCCCUUCAAAGGAGAAGAAAGAGGCUUGCGACUUCAUCGACAAGGUCGCCGACAAGCACCGUCGCUUAUGUGAAGAGAGGCAGCGGCUGGGCCUCAAAAGGCAAACGCUCGAGGCUCGCAUCGCCCGGGUGGAAAGAAAGAUACGAGCCCUGGAGAGCGAUCCCUUUCAAUGGGAGUGGCGGAACUUCGACUCCGUUGCCGAGAUCCCGAAGAUGCUUCGGACGUAUCUCCGCGCAAGAGGAGUCCCGGGCCCUGUGAACGCCCCCGUCUUCGUCACUCCAUCCGACGAUGAAGAGGAAGAGGACUUGGAGGAGGAGGCCAGCGACUGCCGGAAACGCCUUCGGGAUCGUUCCGAAGUGGAUGCCAGAAACAAGGCGUCCACUUCGAGGACUAAACCGGCGAUGAAGGAGCCUGUUCCUGAGCCUCUCCCAUAA